GUUCCCACCAGACGACACAUCUGGUUCCUGAGUGAAUAAUGAAUAUUGUUGUAGGCUAUGUAGUAUUUUUAAGUCAAUCUCGUGAGGGGAGUGAGGGGGGUUAUGCAUGUAAGUAAAUGAUGACACAAUUACAAUGACGUAUGAACAUUACUGAAAGUUUUACCAUUUAUUAAGUUGUUGCUUACAACAAAGCGAAUGCAUCAUGUAGCAAUAAUGACGCAUUCAUAUAAUGACUAAAACAUGUCGCCAACUACUGGCCCCUAAAGACAUCUUUUUGGUGAACUGAUUCAACAUAUUUGACUCACUGGGAUGAAUCAAAUCUCCACAGCGGUCGCUCUGUCUGCAGCCAAAACAAGCGCGUCUUGUUGCUAUGCCAACAUUUGAGAGCUGCGUGCCAGAGCUGUAACUAACUUUGCCUUCGUCUGGGAACUGCUUUUCUUUUCUUCUUUGAUAUAAACUGCUUUGAAAAAUAAAAACUUUUCAGCGUGAGCUCUGACGUGAUUGUGCAGUGUGUCGACUAUUUCCCAUAAGGCCUCACUGAGAAUCAUGAAUUUACAGCAUGUAAAACGGAGACCAGAGCACCACAGCAAGCGCAGAGAGGACCGUCUGUACAAACAGCUUCUGAAUAAUGCAAGCCAAAUGCUUUCUUUCUCCAAAGAAGUUAUGGACGAGAUGGGGGCCAUUUCAUACAGAAAAGCUGACUUUAGCUGGCUUUUUCAUGCCACAGGCCCCUUAGCACCAGUUACCAGAUUAAAGAAAAUAAAGAGGCAUGAGAACAAUGAAAUAGCCUGCGACAUCAAUCGGUUAACCCAAGAAGAAGGUAGAAUUUCAGUACAGACUCCUGCAGUGAACACUAAGGUACCUUUCUUAAGUCUUAGUGAUCAAAGCAAGAUGUAUGAUGUGUUUAGAAUAACAAAUGCGUUCAGGGUGUUGAAUGUGCACACCUGUCUGAAGGAAUCCUCAACAGAGGAUUGUGAAGCCCAGAGCAGCAGGUGGCAGGAGUUUGCACAAAAUAAUACGGGGCAACUAUUACAGCUGAGGAAACAACAAAGAAUACCAGGUUAUGUGCUCUCUCCAGUAAGCACAGAUGUGCAGAACCGCUUAAAUAAGACAGCAACCACUGUGACCACCAAGCACAUUGAGAUCCCACAGGCCCCUCGGCUACAGGACAUCUUGAAUCCACGAGCUGUCUCAAAGAACAUCUCUGAACAGGAGAUCUUCUCAGCUGUAAGAGCAGAACAGCGAUGGAUGGAUCAGCCCACCAAAAUUGACUAUGUCCUAAAGCAGGGUCUCAGACCUCCUGAUUUCAGCGGACAGGACUCUGAGAUGCCCAAACUGUCUGUGGCUGAACUUUCUACACUUCGCUAUGCAGUUGAUCAAUGGAGGAAUGCCUGCAACAUCAAGUUGCCCUUGCAGAGAGUGACCAUCAAGGACCUAAAAAGGGCUCUUAGUGACCCUAAUUACCCAGCGCGGCUGGAGGCCAUCUUAACUUGUGCAUUGGGAGCAAUUAAUGGACCAAAAGAAGAGCUUGACCCAGGCAAAGCAGGUCAACAUAGUAAGGGAUGCAAAUUGAAGGCAGAUCCUCAGGAGCUGCAGGCUCUCAUUGUCUCAGCGCUUGAUGACCCAGUGAAGAGAGUUCAGAUGGCUGCUGCAGUGUGCCAGUAUGCCAUGAGGACACCUAACGCUCGCGCCAGAGACAUACUACGAAGCACUUUGAAGCAAGACCCUUCUGGCACAGGUGCAGACAGCUGGGUGGCAGCACAGUGCUUGGCGAUAGACGGUGAUGCGAGUCAAGCUGUCAUACAGAGACUCCUGUCACAGCACUUUCUCAAAGACGCUCCUUCAGAUCACGAGCAAUCUAUGAUGUUUCUCUCCAACAUUAGCAGCAAGACUACACUAGUGCGCUCUCUUCUGGCAGAAGAGUUAAACAGUGCUAACUGGAGAACACGAGUUCAGGCUUGUACUACCAUUGCACAACUCAGAAGUCCGAUAAACAAGGAUCUUUGCAACAAACUGAUAUACAUGAUGUGGAACGACUGGAGCUGUGCCGUUCGUCACGCUGCAGCACUGGCACUGAGUAAAAUGGAUGUGGCCAGAGAGAUGCACAGUGAGCUGAGUGCAAAGCUGGAGGAGGGUCCAACUGCUUGGCAGGUGGAAGCGCUGAUUUUCAUUGGCCAGCUCAAUAUAAUGUCACCCAAGCUACUGCCUACUUUUCUGCAGUGCUUUAAUGAUGACUUUGUGGCUGUGCGCAAACAAGCUUGCUUGACUGCAGCAUCUCUAAUGAUGGAUGACCAGUUGGUCCUGGAUCAGCUAAUUAACCUGAUGCAGAAUGAUCCAUUGUGGGAGGUGAAAGUGGAAGCUAUUAAUGCUUUAGGGAAAAUAGGUUGGAUGAACCCAGGUCUCCAGGAGUUGCUGAUGUGGGCUGUACAUCAUGAGGAGGAGCCCAGUGUGCGCAUUGCUGCCUGUAAAGCCCUGAGUACUUUAGGUGCAAAGGGUCCAGAGUUACAGCAUUUCCUACAGGAGCGUUAUGCACUGGAACCCAACACUGAGGUGCAGAGGCACAUUGAAAGUCUCCUGAAAAAGCAUGGAUACAGUCUGAAGGGAAACGAAAGCAAGAUUCAUGAGAUAAAGCUCCAGGUGGAGCUGUUGUGUACAAAACACAUCAUUACACAGAAAGUGCUCUUAAUGGAAGAGAGGGGAAAGCAGCAAGAGCAAAAAUUAUUGUACUGAAUUUAUGGUUUCAUUUGUCAUACUAUACCAAAAAAAUAUAAAGCCAGAAUCGAAUCUUUUAAGUUGUUUCACCUAAAAAUCAUCAACUGCAGU
Messenger RNA from Onychostoma macrolepis, 2823 nucleotides. It is a transcript of the gene heatr4, whose product is annotated as HEAT repeat containing 4. NCBI's taxonomy places the organism in Eukaryota, Metazoa, Chordata, Actinopteri, Cypriniformes, Cyprinidae. The record is from RefSeq and is a predicted model, not a curated record. The coding region runs from base 547 to 2730 and encodes 727 amino acids. The transcript is spliced from 14 exons. Gene Ontology annotation, molecular function: oxidoreductase activity.